UAAACUGCAAGUCAAAGUGAUCGUAGUUCCCUUUUGCACGCUUUUCGGAUUACGAUUGCACUGAGUUAUGAGUACGUUUUUUUGAAAUUAAACAGCUGAAUCUUUUCGAAAACGCACCAUUGGAAAUAUGCCGUAUCGUUGUUUGACGUUUGGCUGAUUAAUUUUAUCAGUGAUGUGACAGACCAUCGUCUCGCUUUGACGGAGUGCCUUGAUUCCGAGUUCAUUCCGACUCGUUUUGUGCGAAGUGCUAACCAUCCAGAAUGAAUUCUUUUUUCAACCUGCCCAUAGUCAAAAAAUUGAUGGCACUGAAAAAGAGCAGCCGAUCUACUUCGGAAUCGGACGAGAAGUGGGAGGAGAAGGCAGUGAAGGGUCUGAUGAAGAAGCUGAAACAGAAAGGCAAAGGGUUUUCUACCGUGGACGACUUGGAAAGAGCCCUGUCGUCGCAAGAUAAGCACAGUCAGUGCGUCAUCAUUCCUCGCACUUUGGAUGGCAGACUGCAAGUUGGCGAUCGCAAAGGAAUGGCUCAAGUUCUGUAUUGCCGAAUUUGGCGUUGGCCAGACCUUACCAGUUACCGUCAGCUGCGAUCCACCGACACUUGUUCGAACGGUUUUAGCACAAGGAAAGACGUUAUUUGUGUUAAUCCGUAUCAUUACGAUCGUAUUAUGCCAGCCGAGGAAUCGCCAGUACUGGUGUCUGAAAACCACGGAGAAGCCCUUCCUCCGCAUUGUGAUGUUUCAGAGCCGGGCAAUGCAUUGGUCAAUGGUGUUCCAGUUGACGGCAACCGCCCGCUGGAUUCAGGUGAGCUCUUUUUUCCGGAAGUUGAUUCGCCCACGUGGACGGACGAUAGUGGAAUGCUGAGCGGAUCUGACACGCUGACUGCCGUCGAAUCAUCAUUCUCUGACGAUGAUAGCAAUAGCGUGCCUUCUCCAGGAAGCAGCGGGGAUACCAACAGCCACGCCCCGAUGUCUCCUGACGUGGAUCCUGCGGAUGGGGAACCGGUCGCCUUUGUCGAACCGGCGUUUUGGUGUUCUGUGAAUUAUUACGAGCUGGACGCGCGCGUGGGCGAGGCCUUCCAUGCCUCGCUGCCUUCGGUGACCAUCGAUGGUUUCACCGACCCGUCGAAUGCGGAGCGCUUCUGUCUGGGCGCCUUGUCGAACAUCAAGCGGGAUCCCGUGGUGAAGUUCACUCGACGGUAUAUUGGCAAGGGUGUCCGGCUGUACACCAUUGGAGGCGAUGUGUACGCGGAAUGUCUUGGCGAGUGCGCUGUGUUUGUACAGAGUGCGAGCUAUAACCAGCGAAAUGGCUUGCACCCGGCUACCGUGUGUGGAAUAGCUCCAGGAUGGACUUUGAAGAUCUUCAGCAAUCAGGAGUUCGCUGCUGUGCUGACCCGUGCAGCGGCACAGGGCUUCGAAGCGGUAUACGAACUGGCAAAGAUGUGUACGAUCCGAAUGAGUUUCGUUAAAGGAUGGGGAGAUCAGUAUCGGCGACAGACCGUCCAUGCUUCACCAUGCUGGAUUGAGAUUCACGUCAAUGGACCGCUGCUGUGGCUGGACCAAGUUCUUAAACUGAUGGACUCACCCGGAAUUCCUUGUUCCAGCAACACGUAACCAUUGUUAUGACUUCCGUUUUUCCGAUUACGAUGCAAAGGAGAUUAAUUUGUACUUUGUAUUAACGUGCGCAUCUUGCCUUAUUGUUCCAGAAGGUAUUGGUUGUUGUUUUCAUGACAGCGAUAGUUUUUGUUGGCGCUUUGUAUCUGUUCGUCUGGGAUUUGUGUCCUUCGCCACAGUGCACGUGCUUAGGUAGCGAAUAUUGGUUGUUUUACAAUCGUUUAGAAGGUUGUUCAGCGACAAUUGUGAAUUCUUAUCUGGAUAAGGUAGUUUUAUUCCCAAUCCGUAGUUCUGUGGUAAUCACUGGUUUUUGUUAUGGAUCUAAGUGACCUUACGAACAGGGAUGUUGAUUGUUGUGUUGUGGCUUAUUUUUCCUAAUGGUUGUUUUGUUGAUUGUUUCUGUUUUGUUUGUUUACUAACUGCGCGGAAUCUGAAUAAGUGGAUCUGCUAAUC
Molecule: messenger RNA, 2060 nt
Organism: Paramacrobiotus metropolitanus
Lineage: Eukaryota; Metazoa; Tardigrada; Eutardigrada; Parachela; Macrobiotidae
Product: mothers against decapentaplegic homolog 3-like
Exons: 7
Coding region: 261-1607 (448 amino acids)
Biological process (GO): regulation of transcription by RNA polymerase II; transforming growth factor beta receptor signaling pathway; BMP signaling pathway
Cellular component (GO): heteromeric SMAD protein complex
Molecular function (GO): DNA-binding transcription factor activity, RNA polymerase II-specific; RNA polymerase II cis-regulatory region sequence-specific DNA binding; I-SMAD binding
Source: RefSeq, a predicted model, not a curated record